ACGCUCGAUUCGUUGCCUCGCAUUUUGGGUGAUGCUUUGCGGUCUCAUACGUUCGUUAGGAAUUUCAUGCCAAUUUUGUGUGUUUUUGUCAAAAAUUAAUAGUAUUCUGUAUUUAUACCGUUGACACAUCGAAACGAAACGGCUAUAAACACAAACACGUGAAAUAUAACUUGUCUGGGUUUUUGUAGGGAUGUCAGACAAUGGGCAUGGUGGUCAGACAUCAAUUGCAAAUUUGGACAUGGUGGAUGGCAUGUUGGCAAAGCCCCCGCAUAUCCAACGAUUGGAGCAGGCCCUAAAUCUUGACUAUCUCACAAAGCAUGUUGAGAAAAUUUUACGUGAAGCAGAAAGCAAUAGCGACAGUGAGGAAGAAGAUGGAAUACCAUCAGAUGAAGAAGUGGAAGGAACCAAACUUGUCAAUGGCAUCAUAGUGUCAAGAGCAGAAAGAAGAAUAGACAAAGCAAGACUAUUUAAUUUCUCAAAAGUCAAGAAGAGCAGAAAAUGGUUAAAAAAUGCACUAAUGAGCGACUCUGAGUCUUCCGAGGAUGAAAUAUCAGAGACAGAUCUACGUGAGAUGCUCAAGAUGCAUGAGCACCAAAGAAAACACAAGCAGUUGUUUUCUGAUAACAAGGAGCUGCAUCAAUACCAGUACUAUGGUGCAGGGUUGCUCUCAAACCAAGACAAAUGGUAUGAGCAUCAGAGAUUGGUCUUGGGCCCAAAAAAGAAGCAACUCGUUAAAGCUCAGAGAGAGAAAAGACUGAAAGCGAAACUAAAGAAAAUCAAAGCACAAGAAAAGAAACUGGCACAACUUAGACAGUUUGUUGCUGAGUCAUCUGAUCAUGAACCAGAGCCAGCCAGCAUUGGCAGGAAGCGACCAUAUAGAAAGCGACCAAUGACGCCUGCAGAAGCCACUAUGAAGCGCAGGAAAAUUUGGUCUUUGAUAUGCAAGAAAGAAAUUUCAAAGGUUCAAAAGCAGAAGCACAGUGCUAAGAAAGAAAAUCUACAGGUGGCUAAAAGGCUGGCGGUGGGUUGCCUGCGUGAGCGUCGCAAGACUGCACUGUUGUCGCAGAAGACUGCGCGCGAGACUGCAUCCAGAAUGAGACGCCUGACACGUGAGAUGCUGCUGUACUGGAAACGCUUCGAGAAGGUAGAGAAGGAGCAUCGAAAGCGUGCGGAGAAGGAAGCCCUAGAGCAGCUGAAGAUGAACAGUGAGCUUCUCGAGGCCCGCAGACAACAACGCAAGCUCAACUUCCUGAUCACGCAGACUGAGCUGUAUGCUCAUUUUAUGAGCCGUAAGCUUAGUGAUGUUGAUAGUGAGACUCAACAGAUCCUUGGCAGGCUAGAUGAGCGACCAGCCAUCCACUCGGUGAACAUAGGGGGCGCCACUCUCAAUAUGGGCAUAAACGACGAGGAUUAUAAGAGUGACACUGUCAAGCAAGAUGCACUGAAAAACGUGAAGCAAGCAUAUGAGACGGCUGAUGCAAAGCGAAAGGGGUUUGACGAUGAAGUCUCUUCACUAAAGCAACAGAACUCUGUCACAGAAACGUUCAGCCUCAGCAAUCCAAGCAUAGUGGGAGAGGAGGAUCGGCAACAGCCGAAGAUGUUUCGUGGCACACUAAAGUGCUACCAGUUGAAGGGGAUGAACUGGCUUGCCAACCUCUACGACCAGGGCAUCAACGGCAUUCUCGCCGAUGAGAUGGGACUAGGGAAGACAGUGCAGACGAUCGCUGUGUUGUCACAUCUCUGUGAGGCACACAGUAUCUGGGGACCAUUUCUCAUCAUCGCACCAGCUUCAACGUUGCACAACUGGACACAGGAGUUCUCCAGAUUCGUUCCGAAAAUGAAGGUGUUACCUUACUGGGGUAAUACAAGUGAUCGCCGCAUCUUGCGCAAGUUUUGGAACCAGAAGAAGCUGAAUCUGCACACAGAGGAUGCAUCGUUUCACGUUCUUAUCACCAGCUACCAGCUGAUUGUUCAAGACGUCAAGUACUUUCAGCGGAUCAAGUGGCAGUAUAUGGUGUUGGAUGAGGCACAGGCUAUUAAAAGUAGUGCUAGUAUUCGGUGGAACAUUUUGCUAGCGUUCACCUGUAGAAACAGGCUUCUUCUAACAGGAACACCGAUCCAAAACAGCAUGGCUGAGUUGUGGGCAUUACUUCAUUUCAUAAUGCCAACUCUAUUUGACUCUCAUGAUGAGUUCAACGAGUGGUUCUCUAAGGACAUUGAAAGUCAUGCAGAAAAACAGACAGGCAUCGAUGAAAAGCAUCUUUCCCGGUUACAUAUGAUUCUGAAGCCCUUCAUGUUGCGCAGAAUUAAGAAGGAAGUGGAAAACGAGUUGUCAGAGAAGAUUGAGAUCUUGAAAUCCUGCCAUCUGACAAACCGUCAGAAAGAUCUGUACAUUGCGUUGAAAAACAAGAUUUCUAUAGAGGACCUGCUUCAGACGACAAAUUCGAAUCCCAGCCAGGUGCAAUCCUCCACAAGCAGUCUUAUGAACAUCGUCAUGCAGUUCAGAAAGGUGUGCAAUCACCCUGAGCUGUUUGAAAGAAGAGAAGUAAAGUCUCCUCUUUACAUGGAGGCCCCCUCGUACCAGAUUCCAUUGCUCAUCUACAGACAAGGUCUGACAACCCCUGGUGCACUCAAGACUACUCACUUGCUCAAAGGCAAGCUGAGUCUCUUCUCACCGGAUAAUAUUCAUCGAUCGAUAUUCCCAGCAGAAGGUGAAGGUGAGCGUGGCAGCAGUUGUUUUUCCUUCCUGAGAUUUGUUGACACAUCACCCUCUGAGUUGUCAUCAAUUAUGCUUGGAGGUGUGUUAGUCAGGUGGCUUGCAGUGGUGAAGUGUCUGAUUCAAGCACAUCUGCUCUGCCAUAGAAGGAAUUGGUCAGAAGGCAAACCUAGGAUUAGGUACCUGGACAGGUGCGCAUUUCUGCUGGCGCCAUCACGUGUCACAUACUUCUCCACACUGCAGUCGAGUCAUCACAUGUCUCAUCUUGUCUUCACAUCACCCACCUCCACGCUCUACACACACGUGGAUGCGACGGAAACGCUCCCACUUGAGUGGAGAAACUCACUUUCACGACAGCCGGGCGGCAUCACAAAGGGUCUGGCAACAAAGAGGUACCGAGCCUACGACUGUCAACCUGCAUUCCUACCACCAUACAUGGUUCAUGUCAUACCAAAGGUUUCAACCUCAACACGGCUGUGGUACUGCCCAGACCGAAGUGCCGCGUGGCAGGUACGUGAGAAGACACUAGGAGGUAGUGCCGAGGCGAGGCAGGUCACGAUGUAUGGCUCGCCACAGCUUGUGCCUGUGAAGGAGCAUUUCUCUGCACAAGCCCAAGGUGGUCUCCUAGCAUGUGCCUGCGUCAAUGGCUGGUCACACAUACAGAUACCCGACAAAGAGACUCUCGUCACAGAUGCAGGAAAGCUGUACGCCCUCGAUCAGUUACUAAGGGAGCUGAAGGCAGAUGGUCACCGCGUGCUUAUCUAUUCACAGAUGACCAGGAUGAUUGACCUGCUUGAGGAGUACAUGUGGCAUCGGAAGCACACAUAUAUCAGAUUAGAUGGUUCGUCAAAAAUCUCGGACAGGCGAGAUAUGGUAGCAGAUUUCCAGUCCAGGUCAGACAUAUUUGUGUUUCUACUGAGCACUAGAGCUGGAGGCCUUGGAAUAAACCUAACAGCUGCUGACACUGUAAUAUUCUAUGACAGUGACUGGAAUCCAACAGUGGACCAACAAGCUAUGGAUCGAGCACAUCGACUUGGUCAGACUAAGCAGGUGGUUGUAUACAGACUGAUCUGUAAAGACACAAUAGAGGAACGCAUAUUGCAGAGAGCCCGUGAGAAGUCUGAGAUCCAGCGUAUGGUCAUUAGUGGGGGACAGUUUAAGCCAGACACUCUCAAGCCAAAGGAAGUAGUGUCCCUAAUACUGGAUGAUGGUGAACUUGAGAAAAAAAUGUCACAGAAGCAGGACCACAAGAGGUUGUUGGAGGAAAAGAACAAAGAGAAAGACAGGAAGAGAAAGAGAGAUCAGUAUGUUAGCAGCAAGUCCAACAGCCCUGCUGAGCCUGGAAAGCCAGUCAAGCGUGGACCGGGCAGACCACGGAAGGUAGUGAAGCCGCCAGAUCCACCUCCCCGUGUGCCUGAUCAUGACGCUGCGUCGGUUGCGAGCCUCGAAUCGCCUCCAGCAAGCCCUCUCAGUGAGAUUUCAUCGCUAGCAAUUUUUGGUGAGGAAAGUAGUGACAUCAUGUUGAAUGUUGAAGAGAACUGGGACUUGUUAGCUCCUGUCGAACCAACACCGCCACCGCCUAAAAAGAAGAAGCGUGGCCGGCCCAAAGGCAGUGGCAAGCGUGUACGCGGCACUGUGGCAACGCUAAGCGCAGCAGAGCAGGCAGGUGUGCAGGCGGGUAUGUCAGCUGCCAUCUCUGCAAUCGGACUCAGCAUGCAGGCUAGAGGUGCUGCAACACCACCCUCUCGGUCAUCGUCAUUUUCGAGCUUGUCCUCAUUGCCCAACUCGGCGUCACAUUUCACAAGGUCUCGGUCAUCUCCAGGCCGUGGUUCUUCAGCCUCAGCCAAGGGAACGCCAGGCACAAGCCCCCGCCACAAAAGAACAUGACUGAUGUUCAUGGCAGUUACCAUAACAGUGUCGACCAAGUCUCCAACUGAAGAUAAGGUGGUUUUUAGAGGCGAAAUUGGUCGGAUAUAUGUAUAGGUAGCCCAUGUAAAAAAGAAUUUGUGUUAGACUCGAACUAUUUGUAUUAUCACAGCUUGAUCUUGAUUUCAUAAUAGUCCACAAGGUAUACAAAGGUACAAGGUAUACAAGUACCACAAUGGAUUUUUAUAUAAUUAUUGGAUAUGUAAGUGAGCUACAGGUAAACAGGAACUAGUGCAAGAAUAGCAUCAUGCUUCAUGACAGCAUGUAUUUAUCGCAGCCAUGCACUACACAGUUUAGCUGCAGUACAUAACAUCUGCUAUACCAGCAUUUUAUGCGUGAUCCUAGUGUGCAUUAUUAUAAUAAUAAUUAUGUGCUAGAUGUGUUGCUAUCAUAUCUAAAUAAUUGAUUAACAAAUCAAAUGAUGAAUCAUAGGCCUAUAUAGAUCCUCUGUAGCAGAGGCAUAAAUGUUAUAAUCGAGCAGUCGAUUCGACUAUCUGCAUCUUUUCGAUAAAGCAGUGCAGUGGGCUUUUAUGGCAAGUGUAUCUACCCUCUAAUCUAUAGUUGCUGCAGUAUAUAUACACGUAGCUGAAAAUGCGACACCUGUCACUUAUAGACCCGAUUAGUAUUGUCCUUGCUAGCAAUCUAUAGCAAUUAAAUAUGUAUACUGUCUGCAGUGACUCAGACAUCCCUAGCUGUGCCUGUGCUCAACAAGGGACUGAAGCGCAGCUAUUUAUACAGCUGAGUACAAUGCUAUGUAUAACAAAUUUUUGAAACUCAAUUCCGAGCUUUUUAACUCGUCCCGAUGACGUGACUCUGCUGCCCAAUGAACCCGCAGCUAUACUUACAAUCACACAGUGGUUUAUAUAGCGUACGUAGUGAAAAGUAGACCCCACCUCCCAAACCUGAUUGCUGAUCCUAACAACGGUUUUACCGACCAAUGUGUGUACUUCAGACUUUGAUACCAACAACGUUUAACUGUCGUAUCCAGUCGAGCAAAGCAUUUGAUUGGAAUGGCAUGAAUAAUUGGGUCAUUGUAAUAAAAGUGUUUCAUCUUUACGUGAAAUGGCAUUGGUAUUUCCACAUCUAGGUCAGUUAGGUUUGUCAGUGUGCCGUCUUACAUAUUAAUCAGGCUAAAAUGCAGAGCAACUGAUGAUGUGUAAUGUACUGCUACUUGUUAAUGUAAUGCAUGUAUAGAAGGUGAGAUUAUUUCGUGGUGUAUGCAUAGUCUAUGUAUGGCACAUGGUCAGAUGUUAGCUCAACUGUUCCGAUUAAGGGGGCUAUCACAUAAUGUCGUGCAUAUUGUAUUAGGGGUGGGACAAUCAUCGAUGUAUUGACGUAUCACAAUACAAACCUUGACGAUACUCGUAUUAAUACAUUUGACCAUUCACGAUGCAAUUAUCAAUGCGUUUGACCCUUCACAACACACGUAUUGAUGCUGUAUUAAAUCAAAUCUAUAUCAUUUAUCACAGUAGCUUUUUUAGAACAAAAGAAACAACAAAUUCACAGUUUUUAAGCUCUUCACGAUACUGAUUUGUAAGCGUUCACAUGAUUGGUAGAGUCCCGGUUUAGAGUAUAGUUUGCUAGCUAGUUUCUUUCUCAAAUAUUGCAAUCUGUAUUGUGUCGUGAAGGCUGUAUCAUGAUGUAGAUUGUAUCGUGCGAUAUCCGUAUCGUCCCACCCCUACAUCGUAUACUGCUUAUCUGUUAUUGUUGCCAGACGCACAUCUAAAUUAUAAUUACCUUUCCUACAAACCAUGUAAAUACACAGUAUAUCUUGUUUUGUAUUGGGGAGAUACAUUUAUAAAAUGAGAGCGAGAUAGGGAGAAGUUGAGAGGUGAAGCUUUUUACACAGAAGAAGUGUGGAGUGAUAGAAAGAGUGUAAGAGUGUGUGAGAGAUAGUGUGUGUCUGUGUGUUAAUGGGUGUCAGUAGGAAGAAACUGACUUCAAACUAGAACUGGAUUAAAAACAAGGUUCAAAGGUCUUUGCAAACUAAUUUCCAACUUCCAACUAAAUUCACGUGCAUAUAAAAGUCUGCACGUUUACAAAAGUCGUAAAACAUCAGUUUGUAGAAACCCCAUAAUUUUUUUUCGUAGAGGUCAGUUUCUCAGGAGCUUUUGUCUGCUGCAUCUAAUAUCAGAAUCAGGGUCUGAUUAAAAAUUUCCGUCAGAAGUAACAUCUUCCUGCCCACUGGGCUGUGUAUUUGUUGCUUCUGCCGGCUUUUGAGGUUCGCAGUAACGGACUUAAUGCCUGCUAUUCAUGAAUGUGGUCUGGAAGGGUAGGUGUUCAUUACCUGAAACGAGCACUGGCUGCUAACUUCUGUGACGAAGAUGGUCUUUUGUCACCAAAGUGAUCAUUUAUUGCUCUGAAGAUUAUAGGACUAUGGCGUUGUGAAGUUCUUGACAACUGCCUCUGUUUCUGUCGGAGUCUUCACCCAUACCGACUGCAAACAAAAGGUGAAAAGACUGACCAGCGACGUUUGUCAACGUGUGCCUUCUGUUGUUGUCCGAGUUUCGUAUCAGGCUUCCAGAAUGUCUCUACAUCUCUCCUCUGUAGCUGUAUUUGGGCUGGUAAAGUGAGGUUCACUUAAACUUAAAGUUCAGCUUACUUCCAUCACGAGCUAUUCUGGGCUGGGCCCAUGCUGUACAGAUGUAGCUUUUAAAAUCCGUGUUAAGGGUUUUUGCCUCGUUUUCGAUUUGUUUAUUUUUGCACAGCGCUUUCAGCUUCUCUGUUGCCCAGUGGUGAUGGGGUGGGGGGGCUGCUGGUGAUGUGUGUGAACCCAGGAUAGUGUUCUAUUCAGCUAUAAUACACGUUUGCAAAUUUCUCGCCAUGCAGUUGCUGUCUUGAUGCAUGCAUGCAUUCACAUUUUUGUAUCCCCAGUUCCCCGCGCUCUCUUCUUCAUCAGCCUAUAACAUGGAGGGAUGUGUUGGACAGCCCUGCAUUCGCAUGAUAAAUAAACACGAAAUGUAUUUAC
This is a messenger RNA of Priapulus caudatus, 7610 nucleotides long. RefSeq names its product DNA helicase INO80-like. Gene Ontology annotation, biological process: DNA repair. Gene Ontology annotation, molecular function: histone binding; DNA binding; ATP-dependent chromatin remodeler activity. NCBI's taxonomy places the organism in Eukaryota, Metazoa, Priapulida, Priapulimorpha, Priapulimorphida, Priapulidae. The transcript is spliced from 35 exons. Gene Ontology annotation, cellular component: Ino80 complex. The record is from RefSeq and is a predicted model, not a curated record. Bases 191 to 4603 code for a protein of 1470 amino acids.